CAACAGAAGAACGACUUUUCCGAGAAGCUGAUGAUCAGCGCCGAUGGGCAGCUCAAGGCUUCUCAGAAGAUCCCCCAGAUUGCUAGACCUUUUGUCAGCGAGAAGGCAUUGAAGUAUCUCGACAUUGUCGAGAAGUUUGUCGAAGAAGAAUGCAUCCCCGCCGAUGCCGUAUUCCAACAACAGAUUGGCGACUCGACAGCUGAACGCUUCAGCGGCCACCCAGCCAUCAUCGAGGACCUCAAGAAGCGUGCAAGAGAGCUAGGACUAUGGAACAUGUUCCUGCCAAAGAACCACUUCAAGGAGGGAGCCGGCUUCAGCAACCUCGAGUACGGUCUCAUGGCCGAGUACCUGGGCAAGAGUCGCACCGCCUCCGAGGCCACCAACUGCGCCGCCCCCGACACUGGAAACAUGGAGGUGCUGGCCAAGUACGGAACCCAAGCUCAGAAGGACAAAUGGCUCAAGCCACUGUUGGAGGGCAAGAUUCGCUCUGCCUUCCUCAUGACCGAGCCUGAUGUCGCCUCGAGUGACGCCACCAACAUUACUCUUGACAUUAAGCGCGAGGGCAAUGAAUACGUCCUCAAUGGCUCUUCGUUCCACAGANAAUGGUGGUCAUCAGGUGCUGGCGACCCUCGCUGCAAGAUCUACAUCACCAUGGGCAAGACAGACAAGAACAACCCUAGCCCUUACAAGCAACAGAGCGUCGUCCUCGUCCCAGCAGACACCCCUGGAGUCACCAUCCACCGCAUGCUUGGUGUCUUUGGUUACGAUGACGCCCCUCACGGCCACGGUCACAUCUUCUUCAAGAACGUCCGCGUGCCUCUAGAUCACAUCGUCCUCGGCGAGGGCCGUGGUUUCGAGAUUAUCCAGGGACGUCUGGGCCCUGGCCGCAUCCACCAUGCCAUGCGAAGCAUUGGUGCUGCUCUCGAACUCUUUGUCGCUCGUGUCAACGAUCCCCGCAAGAAGGCCUUUGGCAAGCUCUUGAACGAACACGGAGUCAUGAUUGAGCGUAUCGCCAAGUCGCGUGUCGAGAUCGACUCCGCCCGUCUUUCGGUAUUGAACGCCGCAAUCACAAUCGACACCAAGGACGCCAAAUUCGCUCUCAAGGAGAUUGCUGAGGCCAAGAUUCUAGUCCCCACCAUGGCCCUGACUGUCAUCGACCGCGCCAUUCAAGCUUACGGUGGUGCCGGUGUAUCACAAGAUACACCGUUAGCAAACAUGUAUGCUCAAGGCAGAACCAUGAGGAUCGUAGAUGGUCCUGAUGAGGUGCAUUUGUUGCAGCUGGGCAGAAAUGAGAACAAGAGAGGUCAAUUCUUGUUGGACAGGUUAGCGUGGCAGAAGAAGAGGAGUGAGGAGAUGGCGGCAAAGCACGGUAUGCAGCUCAGAGACGUGUUGCAGCUGGACCGUGUCAUGUCGUCUGAAAAGGCCAAGCUUUAG
Molecule: messenger RNA, 1434 nt
Organism: Aureobasidium uvarum
Lineage: Eukaryota; Fungi; Ascomycota; Dothideomycetes; Dothideales; Saccotheciaceae
Source: the annotation of a GenBank genome assembly